AUGGAGGCCACCGCCAAGGGUACCACGCAGGAGGAGCUAGACUACAUAAAGCAGAAUGCCGGGUAUGCCUUGGCCAAGUCGUUGCUCUGGACCAUAAAGACGGACACGAAAGGUAACGCGCAAAGGGGGGAGCAGCUACAGCACUGCCAUAUACGUGAUGAGAUAAAUAAAACGUUAUGCCAAAGGAAGUUAGCCGAUGUGUAUUCCUUCUCAAAGAGAAGUGGCGACAAGGACUGGUCAGAAGACUCUGUCCAGUUGCUGCAGCUGAUAAGACAAGUUUUCGACGUACAAAAUGUGUAUCUUGGUAGGAUAUACCUAACAGGACAGAAAAGGAAGAGAAAAAGAAAAAGGAUUAUGCGAUUCAUCCAGGCCACUGAAAAUUGUGACUUAGAAAAUGAAACCAUUCAUGAUAAACGACUGAACAGGAUCUUUACUCAAUCGAGGGGACACAUUAAGGUGGAUUAUUCUAUUUGUUCGAAGCUUUUUCCAUUUGAGACAGAUUUUCUCUUCCCGAAUUUUGUGCGGCCCGACUUCUCCUAUGACGACCCUGGCGACGACCUGUUCACGUGGGUCAACCCAUUUCACCAGGGGGGGAACUGCGUGCGCAGGGUGAAGGGCGGCAUGGGGGCCUCAGAGGGGCAAGAAGAGGAGGAAGAAGCGGAUGAGGAGGAGAUGGAAGAGAAAGAGGCGGAUGAGGAGGAGAUGGAAGAGAAAGAGGCGGAUGAGGAGGAGACGGAAGAGAAAGAGACGGAUGAGGAGGAGACGGAAGAAGAGGCCGCUGCUGAGGAGGCAGAAGCGGAAGAGGCGCAGGAACACCCCAUCAGCGACGAACAUAAGGGGAGUGACCACCACUCCACCGCUGAUCCAAGUGAAGAAAAAAAAACAGAAGCGAGUAACGAAGAGGAAGAACUUCAAAUGGAGCUACUCAACACCCUACACAUGAACCUCUCCUACGACUGCUUUUACAUUUAUGAAGUAAUGAGAGAAGACAAUUCCUUCCUCUAUGCCAAGAGCAAACCAGGAGACUUUCUUUUGAUUCCCCUUGUUUAUUACUCCUACUACGAUUGGAACUUCGUGCAUGCGCUGUACUGCCUCCGUGAGAGGGCCUUCCUGCAGUCGACUGCACCCUGUGUGCAGCUCGCGCCACGUGAUGGUAUCAAAGCGAAGGCUGACCAAGUUUUUGGGAGCCCCGAAGAGGUAGGAGAGGUAGAGAAAGAACAGAAAGAAGAAGAAGAAAAAGACGAAAAAGACGAGAAAGAAGAAAAAGAUGAGAAAGACGAAGAAACAUCGCAGGAACGAUCAAGCGGAAAGGACGCGAAGCCUAAGCUGGACUGGAAAAAAAGCGAGCCCGUGGAAAUGUGCCUCUGCCUAGACAACAGGGGCAGCGUGAACAAGAUGAGCACACAACAGAUAAACGAACUGAUAAAUUUUUCCUACUUCUUAAUCACGCGGAUUGUGCGGGGGGAGCGCAAAUGUGUGGAGGAGCAGGUCAACUACAUGAUUAGCUGCGAGCACGGAGAAGAGAAGCAGGCCACUGACACGCUGAGGAGCCAAAUGAAAAGUGAAAACGACGAACAUAUCAUAAGUGAAUUUAAAAACACCUUAACAGAACAUCCUCUCCUGAACAAGUCGGAAGAUUUAACCAAAUGCAUGUGCCUGUUGCAAUGGACAAAAAAGGAAAUUAAAAGACAUCAGCAGAGGAUUCUCCAGAUGAGAAAAGUAAAGGUGGAGUGGAAUCAAAACUUGAGGGCGAUUUUACUCAGCUGCUACAUUUUGCUGGGUUAUGAUUACUCCCUGUUUGGUGCACCGGAUGAUGUGAAGGAGGACACCCAGUGGGGACAACUCACCCUGUGUGUGAAUGCCUUCCUCAUCGAUAAGCUGAUGUCGUUUGACCCGCUGCUCUCCUUCGAAGAAAAACGAAUCGAGGAGCUGCUCCAAAUGGACGCGCUGCUGGAUCAAGUUUCCUCAUCAAGAAAGAAAAAGAUACCCUCUCGAAUGCAAAGCAUAACUACAUUUGGACUAACACUCUUAGGUCACUUCAACCAGGUACUCACGAGGGAAAUUUUAAAGACAAUUCUCAAAGUGAAGGAAGAAAAACCUGCCACCGUUUCAUGA
Molecule: messenger RNA, 2115 nt
Organism: Plasmodium inui San Antonio 1
Lineage: Eukaryota; Apicomplexa; Aconoidasida; Haemosporida; Plasmodiidae
Exons: 7
Coding region: 1-2115 (704 amino acids)
Source: RefSeq, a predicted model, not a curated record